GGCGGCUCCGCCGCAGACGCCGCUCGGUCACCGCCGCGUUCACCUCGCGGAGCCGGGGCUGCCCGCGACACCGGGAACACCGGGAACAACGGGGGCUGCCAGAAACACCGGCACCGCCGAGGCUGCCAGGAACAGCGGGACAUCAGGAUUGCCGGUCCCGCGGAGCCGGGAUCGGGGUCCCCGGCCCAGUUUGAGACGCAGCCCGGCACUGGGAGCGGCCAUGAGGGACACGCUUGGAGCUGGAUCCCUGCGGAGCCUUGUCCAGCUUGCCUGGCUGUGCCUGUUCUCCUCCGUGCCGCACGGCGGGGCCAAGGUGCUGGAGAAGACUUUCGAGGAGUGGCUGCGGUACCGUGACGAGUGCCUGAGGAGGAUGGCGAGCGAGCCCUACCCAGCAGGGCUGUUCUGUAACAGGACAUUUGACAUGUACGCCUGCUGGCCCGACGGGAGCCCCGGCACCGCCGUCAAUGUCUCCUGCCCCUUCUACCUGCCCUGGUUUGAGAAAGUGAAACACGGGCUGGUGAGCCGCAGGUGUGGCACCGACGGCCAGUGGGUGACAGUGAACGGCAGCCAGCCCUGGAGGGACUACUCCCAGUGCGAGGAUGAGCUGGAGGUCACUGCUGAGGAGGAAGGCGCCCGCCGGCUCAUGGUGAGCUUCAAGGUGCUCUACACCGUGGGCUACUCGCUGUCACUUCUCACCCUCAUCUCCGCCCUGCUCGUCCUCACCGCCUGCAGGAACCUGCGCUGCACCAGGAAUUACAUCCACGCCAACCUGUUCGCCUCCUUCGGGCUGCGGGCCACCUCGGUGAUGGUGAAGGACGCGCUGCUGGAGCGGCGCUGGGGCGUGCAGCUGCUGCAGGUGGCUGACUGGGAGGCUCUGCUGAGCCACAAGGCAACACUGGGGUGCCGCGCGGCGCAGGUGCUGAUGCAGUACUGCAUCCUGGCCAACCACUACUGGUUCCUGGUGGAAGCUGUCUACCUCUACAAGCUGCUCAUCGGGGCCGUGUUCUCUGAGAAGAAUUACUACAGGCUCUACCUCUACCUGGGCUGGGGGACCCCCGUGGUGUUCGUGGUGCCCUGGAUGGCUGCCAAGUACCUGAAGGAGAACGUGGAGUGCUGGGCGCUGAACGAGAACAUGGCUUACUGGUGGAUCAUCCGCAUCCCCAUCCUGCUCGCCUCCCUGAUCAACCUGCUCAUCUUCAUGCGGAUCCUCAAGGUGAUCCUGGCCAAGCUCCGGGCCAACCAGAAGGGCUACGCUGACUACAAGCUGAGGCUGGCCAAAGCCACCCUGACCCUCAUCCCCCUCUUCGGGAUCCACGAGGUCGUUUUCAUCUUCGCCACAGACGAGCAAACCACGGGCAUCCUGCGCUACAUCAAGGUGUUCUUCACCCUCUUCCUCAACUCCUUCCAGGGCUUCCUGGUGGCCGUGCUGUACUGCUUUGCCAACAAGGAGGUGAAGUCCGAGAUGAAGAAGAAGUGGCAGCUCUGGAAGCUCGACCACCCGGUGCUCUGCUGUGCCCAUUGAGGUGGUGACCGG
Messenger RNA from Vidua chalybeata, 1534 nucleotides. Its product is annotated as glucagon receptor-like. Gene Ontology annotation, biological process: cell surface receptor signaling pathway; adenylate cyclase-modulating G protein-coupled receptor signaling pathway. The transcript has 14 exons. Gene Ontology annotation, cellular component: plasma membrane. NCBI's taxonomy places the organism in Eukaryota, Metazoa, Chordata, Aves, Passeriformes, Viduidae. Gene Ontology annotation, molecular function: glucagon receptor activity; peptide hormone binding. Bases 221 to 1522 code for a protein of 433 amino acids. The record is from RefSeq and is a predicted model, not a curated record.